GAUAUAUCAAAUCUUGGGAUUGCAGCUGUUUAUAUUUCAUCUCUGCAGUUCAAAUUACAAUUAAAAACACUAAACGCAUCGCACAACAAUCUUACUCAGAUUCCGAACUCACUUUUCGAUCAUAUGCCACUACUAACUGAAAUUGAUUUUUCAACGAAUCAAAUUCAAGUUGUGAAUUUUAAACGCCUUACUGAAUCCAAUAUCAUUUCGUCGGUAAACUUAUCAAAUAAUGAAAUUUGGCAUAUCGAUGAUGGAUCCUUUUCAAAUUUACUAAAACUUGAAACAUUGGAUCUGAGCCACAAUCGCCUUGGAUAUUUUAGUGAUGCUGUGUUGACAGGCAACAACAAAUUGAAAGAGUUGCAUUUGAACAAAAAUCCAUUGAAGAAUCAAAAUCUCACAUUCGCUUCAUCACUGAAGAUGUUGGAAAUAUUGGAUCUGAGCAACACUCGAAUUAAGGAGGUUAAUGAUGACUGUUUUGUAAACAAUCCAAAUAUGAAAGAGGUAAACUUGGAAGGUACUCCACUGAAAAGGUUCAAUUUCAAUACAUUUUCAUCAGAAGCGGGAUUAGUUGAAGUGCAUCUGCCAUCGGAAAGCAUUCAAGAGUUGGAUAUAAGUUGUGGGCAGUCAAUUUGCCACUUUAAACGGUUUGACGAUAAUGAUUACUUCAAGAACAUUCGCUUCUUCAUUGUUUCGGGAAAUCGAAAGCAGAAUAUAUCGAACUUAUUGAAAAAAAUGGGAUCGGAUCUUGAAAAACUGGAUCUAUCGCGGACAUCUAUUGCAACAUUGAACGUCAGCAUGCUGGAAACAUUUCCCAACUUACGACAUCUUGAUUUGAGUAAUUCGAACAUAUCCAAAAUUGAAGAUGAUGCAUUUGCCAAACAGUCGCAGCUGAUAUCAGUUGAUCUUUCCAAGAAUUUGUUGGCAGAAAUCGACUCCGUGAAGAUGAAUCUUGCUUCUCUACAAAUACUGAAUUUAGUCGGCAACAAACUAACCAAACUUGGUAUGGUCAAUUCAAACAAUUUACCAAACCUCAAGUUACUUAAAAUUGCAGAGAAUCCUUUUGAUCCCACAUAUUUGUACAACACUUUGAACGCAUGGGUAAAGAAUGGUCUAUGGAUUGAUGUAGAACUUAUUCAGCCUACUACAACUCAAAAAACAACAACGACCCGUAAAACUACAAAACAAUCUAAUUCUAAACCCACAAUUCCAACCAAAACCUCAAUAAUUGGAACAACAACUGACUCAACUUCGGCUUCAACUUCGUUGGCAACGACUGAAAGUGAUGAUUCUUCAGGCAAAAGUACGAAUUUAUCAUCAAUUCAACCAACGCAGGUCAAUUCAACCAUCAUCAUUGGUGGCGUGUUUAUCAUCAUCGUAAUUGUUUCAAUAGUUAUUUGGUAUAUUUGUCGAAGAGUGUCCGCAAAAGUGGUAGGCACAAGUGUAACUAUAGCCGUAGAUACCGGCGGUGGCACAGUUUCAGCAAACGAAAUUCGAUUUGUUGAGCCUACUUACGAAGAAAUCAAAGAACCCAUGCAACCCAUGCAAACUUUCCCUUCAGCAUAUGCCAUCGGCAAUAUUCAUGAAACGCCACAUUAUGAAAAUGCACCAACGCAUACAACAACCUUGGAUCGUUAUCGAUUUAAUGCUGCAUUGCCAUCGAAUGAAUAUUCAACCGUUUAUCAUCAUUAUACUAUGGUUUCUAAACCGAAACCAAAACGUUUUUCACAGCGGACUGCGAACUAGUACAAUUCUUGUUGAUGAUGAUGCUGCUUCUUCUUUUCCACAUAUUGAGUGUCGUCAAUAUUGAAAAGAUUUUUCUAUGUAUUAGUUGAUUGGAUGAGUGGAAAAAACUAUCGUUGCGAAUGGAAAAAAAUUGCACACUUACGGUUAUAAUUCUUUUCAAUUCGCUUUCCCGGUCUUCGCAUUUAUUGAGUGAUGUGCACUGAUGACAUUAAACACACGCAAUCAUCAAUAUUUUGUCAAUAUGGAUGCGUCCAUAGCAUGGAAAAGAAGAAGCAAUACCAUUUCAGUGAAUGCAUAUGGUUGAUUUUUCAUAAUUUUUCAACGAUAUCGCUUUUAAAACACCAACAUAAAUUUUUAGUAAGAAAUACGAUUUUUUUUUUCAAUAUUUGUUCGUGUUCGUUCACUUUAUAAGAAAAUAAAACUGUGUAAUCGAAUCAUUGUUCUAUUUUUAUUGUACAUGAAAAUAAAACCGUGCAUGAUUAAUCAACUCAAAA
This is a messenger RNA of Sitodiplosis mosellana (orange wheat blossom midge), 2237 nucleotides long. Its product is annotated as leucine-rich repeat-containing protein let-4-like. The transcript has 2 exons. The record is from RefSeq and is a predicted model, not a curated record. Bases 124 to 1743 code for a protein of 539 amino acids. Lineage: Eukaryota; Metazoa; Arthropoda; Insecta; Diptera; Cecidomyiidae. Gene Ontology annotation, molecular function: protein binding.